Molecule: messenger RNA, 744 nt
Organism: Cuculus canorus (common cuckoo)
Lineage: Eukaryota; Metazoa; Chordata; Aves; Cuculiformes; Cuculidae
Product: histone H2A-like
Exons: 1
Coding region: 101-490 (129 amino acids)
Cellular component (GO): nucleosome
Molecular function (GO): protein heterodimerization activity; DNA binding; structural constituent of chromatin
Source: RefSeq, a predicted model, not a curated record
AAAAGGCACGAUGGGAAGCUCUUGCACUGUCGCUACUGACUUCAGAGCUUUUUAGAUCUUUUGGUUCUUUUAGAGUUUUUUCUGUUGUAAAACUUUUGCCAUGUCUGGUCGCGGGAAGCAGGGCGGGAAGGCGCGGGCCAAGGCCAAGUCGCGCUCGUCGCGGGCCGGGCUGCAGUUCCCCGUGGGCCGCGUGCACCGGCUGCUGCGCAAGGGCAACUACGCGGAGCGGGUGGGCGCCGGCGCCCCGGUGUACCUGGCGGCCGUGCUGGAGUACCUGACGGCCGAGAUCCUGGAGCUGGCGGGCAACGCGGCCCGCGACAACAAGAAGACGCGCAUCAUCCCCCGCCACCUGCAGCUCGCCAUCCGCAACGACGAGGAGCUCAACAAGCUGCUGGGCAAGGUGACGAUCGCGCAGGGCGGGGUGCUGCCCAACAUCCAGGCCGUGCUGCUGCCCAAGAAGACCGACAGCCACAAGGCUAAAACCAAGUGAAAUUCUUUUCAACGGAAAACCCAAAGGCUCUUUUCAGAGCCACCCACAUCCUCUCAGAAAGAGCAGGAACGCUAUAUCCUGCAAUUGUUUUUACUCCCAAACCAGUGUAGUUUAAUAUAUUUGGAGACUUCUAGAUUUACUUAGAUGUAAAGAGAAGUAUUCUGAUGCAUAGGUUUUAUUUUCACAUUUUCAGCUUUCUUUUGCUGAUUGGUGUAUGUCCCUGCACUUUUCUUUCUGAAAACUUAAUAUACUUA